AUGUACGCAGUUGCACUCAUCCCAGCGCUUGGCGCUGCCGUAGCUAUGGCCCAAGGUCAAGGAGCAGGCUACCCUCCACCACCUCCCAUGACAUUAUCCACCACCUUGAGCGGUGUUCUGCCUGUCUUGCCAACCCAGACUCCUGGCUUCUCUGGCGUCGAGACUGAGGAGGGGGCAAUUGUCUAUGAUGGACCCGCGAACCCAAGCUUCAUGCCAGUCAAUGGUCCGGCAACCACUGCUGCAAAUCUACCAGCAGCGACCUACAUGGCCAUGCUCCCGAGCACAAACUUCGACAACGGCACCGGCUCCACCAUCAUGGGUUCCGUCAUGAUCUCUUCUACAGCUGGCGGCAGUGGCGUCUCCGUUUCAGUCAACUUCACCGGCUUCCCAUCUGAGAGCCUGUAUGGCCCAUUCGUUUACCAUAUCCACGAGUUCCCAGUCCCUGCCAAUGGCAACUGCAGCGCCACUGUGGGCCAUCUGGAUCCUACGGAUCGCGGCGAGUACUACCCAUGUAAUGUCGGUGCACCAGCGACGUGCCAAGUCGGUGAUCUUGCGGGCAAGCACGGCAACGUUACCAUGCCCAAUUUUGUCGCCCAGUAUACAGACGCCUUCUUGAGCACGGACCCAUCGUCGACAGCUUUCUUCGGCGACAAGAGCAUCGUCAUCCACUCCUCGAACACAACUAGGCUUACCUGCGCCAACUUCAAGAUGAUGGGUGGUGCUGCCAACGGCACUUCCUCCACCAACAGCAGCUCCCCAACGCCAUCGUCGUCGGUGACGCCGUACACGGGUGCUGGCUCCAAGAUGUCGGGGUACGGCUUUGCUGCGUUCAUGGCGGCGACUGUGUGGCUUUUGUAG
Recurvomyces mirabilis is the source of this 858-nucleotide messenger RNA. RefSeq names its product Cell surface superoxide dismutase [Cu-Zn] 4. The record is from RefSeq and is a predicted model, not a curated record. NCBI's taxonomy places the organism in Eukaryota, Fungi, Ascomycota, Dothideomycetes, Mycosphaerellales, Teratosphaeriaceae. Gene Ontology annotation, biological process: superoxide metabolic process. The transcript has 3 exons. Bases 1 to 858 code for a protein of 285 amino acids. Gene Ontology annotation, molecular function: copper ion binding. Gene Ontology annotation, cellular component: extracellular region.